Mytilus californianus (California mussel) is the source of this 18473-nucleotide messenger RNA. RefSeq names its product prolow-density lipoprotein receptor-related protein 1-like. Bases 148 to 13206 code for a protein of 4352 amino acids. The transcript is spliced from 81 exons. The record is from RefSeq and is a predicted model, not a curated record. NCBI's taxonomy places the organism in Eukaryota, Metazoa, Mollusca, Bivalvia, Mytilida, Mytilidae. Gene Ontology annotation, molecular function: protein binding; calcium ion binding.
UUCAUUCAAUAGAGAGUUCCCCUCGCGAGAAGAAGCACAUGGUGAAGUUCAAUGUUUUUCUGUGAUUUUUUCUAUAGUGAUUGGAUUUAUAAGUAGGAAACUUGUACUGGCAGAUAAAUUAAGCUUUAAAUUAACUCCCUCAGCAAUAUGAGGCGAGGAAUCCUUGACAUUCCAUGGAUAUGCACCUGGUUAAUCGUUGCAGUUUUUCUUGUGUCAACGAGGGGUACAAAAAUUUCACUUAAAAGUAAACAAAGAACAGUGCGAUCCCCAGAGCUACCAGUGUCCUGUCAGUUUAAGUGUGAUGAUGGCUCAGAUUGUAUACCAGAGUCUUGGACUUGUGACCAAACUGCUGACUGUGUGGAUGGUAGUGAUGAAAAACAGUCAAAAUGUAACAAAAGAACAAGAAGGUCCACAGACAAUGUACAACAUGAUGUCCAGGAUCUGUUGCCAUGUCAACCAAAUUAUAUGCGGUGUCCGCAAGAAGAAGUAUGCAUUCCAGUUGAUAAAUUCUGUGAUAGAUAUAAUGACUGUCCCAUUCAUAAAGGGGACGAAGGAUCUUUUUGUACACAAAUCAAACCAGAUCCCUGUGAUAGUUUAAAUUGUUCCGACUGCCAAAUUAGUGUAUCAUCUUAUGAAUAUGACCAGCCAUCAACGAAAUGCUGCAAAGUUGUUCCCAAAAAUGGUCAUCCUGUUCCAGUGUGUUUCUGUGAAGACUCUAAAACCAUAAAAAAUUCUACAUGUGUUGAUUUUAAUGAAUGCGACUAUCCUGGCUACUGUGACCAAGGUUGUCAACAUAAAAAUGAGGCCUACUUGUGUAGCUGUGUCAGUGGUUACAAACAAGAUAAAAUGGGUCUGUGCCAUGCAUUAAAUGAGCCCAGUGGACUGGUACCCACCUUGCUGAUAGCAGAUUUUAGAAGUAUGAAACAGUUGCAAAUGAAUGGAUCGAGAGGAAGGUUACCUGUUUUUCCAGGAGAAAACAUAGUUGCUGUUGAUUUUGAUCAUAGGAAACAAGAGGCCUGUUGGCUUGCUUUAGAUAUAACAACCAUUAAUUAUCAAAUGAGAUGUGCCAAUUUGGACACUAAAAUUAUCAUAACAAUGGAUACCACAGAAAUACCAUAUGGAAUGAUAAAACAGAUGACAAAAGACUGGAUAACGGGUAACUGGUAUUUUAUGGAUACUUACAAUCAUCAGAUCAUCUUAUGUAAUCCUGCAUCACGCUUCUGUCGUAGUAUUAUCCAGACUGAAUUUGACAUACCAGCUGCCAUGACAAUAGAUCCAACACAAGGAUACUUGUUUUAUGCCCAAUAUGAUGACAGCCGUGGAAGUUCAACUAUUUUUAGAACCAAAUUAGACGGAAGUGAUAAAACUCCAAUAGCCGACAGCAAACUAGUUAAAGUGACUAGUAUGACUUUAGAUUAUGCCAACCAGCACCUCUACGUGGUGGAACAAGAUGUUAUUUUUAGAAUAAACUAUGAUGGGAUGAUGAGAUAUAAAAUAUUCACAAAUCUUCGUGUCAGGAAAUUAGAAGAUAGAAUACAUGAUUUAUCAAGCAUAUCACUACUAGAAAACUACCUCUAUGUGACAACUCUUGAUGAGCCAAAACGACUUGUUAAAAUUCAUCGCUAUGACUACUCUGUUGCUGCUAUGGAGAUAAAAAAUGACCUUGUGCAACCACAUCAAGUUCAUGUAUAUCAUAGACAAAGGCAACCUGAUCUACCAAAGGGAACAACUAAUCCAUGUUUAAGCACUAAAUGUACCCAUCUGUGUGUUUUGGAUUGGAACAACGACACUGUGUCAGCUAAAUGUUUAUGUGAAGCAGGUUACAAAAUGAAUGCCAAAGGAAACUGCACAUAUGACAAAGACUGUAAAGGAAAAAAUGAUCCAAGCUGUAUUGUUUCUGAGAAUUGUUCUGAGGAACAAGUACGAUGUCCAGGAGGGAGAUGUAUACCUAAGAGUUGGUGGUGUGAUGGACAGGGGGACUGUGACGGGGAUGGAGACGAGGCAUAUUGUGACAAUACGAUGUGUAGCGUUACACAAUAUACAUGUGAUGAUGGACAAUGUAUUGACUUGGAAUUUAAAUGCAAUGGUAUGGAGGAAUGUAAGGAUCACUCAGACGAGUGGGGAUGUCCAAGUUUUUGUGAUGAAGAUACCGAGUUCCAGUGUUUAAAUGAUACAAAGUGUUUACCGAUAAUCUUCAGAUGUGACGGGGAAGAAGAUUGUGCAAAUGGAUCUGAUGAAAAAAACUGUAGAGAUCUUCCCAUUCCAGUGGGCACAUGUAAUGAUGAAAACGAAUUUAGAUGUUCUGAUGGGAUGUGUAUACCAGAGAAGUAUAAGUGUGAUGGAGACCAAGAUUGUGCUGAUGAUUCUGAUGAGCUAAACUGUCGUGAUGUUACUGUUCAGUGUCUUGAUCGUAUUGAAUGGAAGUGUGAAAAACACAACAAAUGUAUACCUAUAGCUUGGAAAUGUGAUAAAGAGAAGGACUGUCCCGACGAUUCUGAUGAGAAACUUUGUGAUGUUGAAUGUGAUUCUCCUAACUACAGAUGUCCAGACGAGUUGGUCUGUCUGACACCAUUUCAACUGUGUGAUGAUAAAGCAGAUUGUACAGACAAAAGUGAUGAGGGAAACCAUUGUAGUAAUGCUACACUGUGUGAAAAUUCCGGUUGUACAAACUGCUCUAAGACGCCAUGGGGACCAAUGUGUGUGUGUGAGCCAGGGUAUAUACUAAGCUCAGACAAUAAAACUUGCAAAGCACUUGUAACCAGUAAAUGUUCACAGUGGGGUGUUUGUGGACAGUUAUGUACUGAGGACCGUUCAGAGAGGGGAUACCAUUGUAAUUGUUCCUCUGGUUUCCUAUUGGAGAAAGAUGAAUACACCUGUAAACCAGAAAAAGAAACAGUAUACAUUAUUUUCUCCAACAGACAUGAGAUGAGACGAGUCGACCUUGAUAAUUUUAAUUAUGCAUCAUUAGUGUCAGGGUUGCGGAACACAAUUGCCCUAGAUUUCUACUACGCGGAAGGUUGGAUUUUCUGGACUGAUGUGGUAGAUGACAAAAUAUUUAGAGGGAAGAUUUUAUCCAAUAGUUUUACACAGAUCAAACCAAUCAUAGAUGUUGGCCUGGCUACUACAGAGGGACUAGCUGUAGACUGGAUUGGAAAGAACAUCUACUGGGUAGAGAGUAACUUGGAUCAAAUAGAAGUAGCAAAACUUGAUGGGUCCAAUAGAACUACUCUAAUUGCAGGCAAUAUGAUAAGUCCCAGGGCCAUUGUAUUGGACCCCAGAGUUGGGUCAUUAUUUUGGACAGAUUGGGAUGCUAAAUUUCCAAGGAUAGAGACCUGUUCCAUGGCUGGAGAGAAAAGAAGAACGAUUUUCAAUAUCUCUGGUAUUAUAGGAGGAGGAUGGCCAAAUGGGCUGGCCAUUGAUUACGACUUCAAGCGUUUAUACUGGAUUGAUGCUAGGUCUGACUCUAUCCAUACAAUAGAUUAUAAUGGAGCUGACCACAGAUUGAUAUUAAAACACCACGAGGGAAUGCGACAUCCCUUUGCAUUAACACUGUUUGGGAAUUAUGUAUAUUGGACAGACUGGGGAACUAACUCACUUAUGAGGGCUAACAAAUUCAAUGGAUCAAAUGUGACCACCAUUCAACAAACAAUGACACAGCCUUUUGACCUUCAAGUCUACCACCCCUUACGUCAGCCAGAGAUGCCAAAUCCCUGUGAAAAUAAUGGCAACUGCUCUCAUUUAUGUUUGAUUGGCUAUGACCAGGUAGCCAAAUGUCUCUGUCCUCAUUUGAAAAAGCUCAACGACGAUGGCAACACAUGUAUAGCUGAUAACAAGUUCUUACUGUUCGUAAGAAGUAGUAUAAUUCGUGGUGUGGAUCUGGCUAAUGCUAACUUCAGCGUCAUACCAACAAUUACUGUUCCACAUGUGGAUAGGCCUACAGCUGUGGAUUACGAUGCUAAGGAAGGAAAGCUUUACUGGGCAGACAGAAAUUUAAAUGUCAUCAACAGUGCUAAUAAUGAUGGAUCUAAUGUGGAGACCAUUAUUGAUUCAGGUAUUUCCAACCCAGAAGGAUUUGCAAUUGAUUGGAUGUCUGGGAACAUGUACUUUUCAUCAUUUGCCUAUGGUGGAAACAAGGCCAGCAUUUCUGUUGCCAAGCUAGAUGGAGCCUAUCGUGCAAGAGUUGUGAUGACUGGUCUUACCAAACCUAACUCCUUAGUAGUAUUUCCAAGCCAAGGGUUGAUGUUCUGGUCAGAUGUUGGAAAUAAAUCAAACCAUGCUAUUUAUAGAUCCAAGAUGGAUGGUAGUAAUGUUAAAACUAUCAUAAACCACCUCCAAAUGCCAGCAAGUUUAAAAUUAGACGUGAAGACAAAACGACUGUAUUGGGUUAACAGGGGAAACAACUCUAUCAUGACUUGCAAUAUAAAUGGCUUAUCAUGUCGUAUGAUAAAAAACAGCAAAAUAACCAAACCAUUAGCCUUAACCUUGACAGCAAAAGGAAGGUUAUAUGUAGCUAAUGAUGAUGAAGUGAUAUCCAUGACAACAACAGGGGACAAUUAUCUAUUGUUACGAGACAAAACCCCUGAAAUAGAAGCAAUGCAGGUUUAUGACAUGGAUAUGAGGAAAGAUAGAAUAAACAAUUGUACCAACAACAAUGGAGGGUGUUCACAACUGUGUUUACCAACAGGACCUGGCAGCCACGUUUGUAAAUGUACUGCUGGAUUCAGACUGAUCAAUGGCACAGAAUGUACAGGAAUUGAGUCUUUCCUUAUGUAUGCCACAGAAACUGAAAUACAUGGUAUACAGUUUAAUGAUGAACAGAAAGCAGAGGCAUUACCACUCAUUUCUAAAAUAUCAAUGGCCAAAGCUAUUGAUUUUCAUGCAGAAGAUGACCAUAUAUACUGGAUGGAUAGUAAGACACAAUCGAUAUCUCGUAUUAGACGUGAUUUAAUGGAACGGAAAAUAAUUGUUGAUGAUGAUAUGGGUUCUAUUGUAGAUAUUGCUGUUGACUGGAUUGCAGGUAAUGUGUAUUGGGUUGAUGAAGGUCAUGACGUUAUAGAAGUGGUCAACUUAAACAGGAGUAGUCUGCGUUAUGUCAUUGUUCAUGGAGACGGAGAAAAACCAAAGGAGAUCGUUAUUGAUCCUGUGAAAGGGUAUAUAUACUGGAUAAAUUAUGCUGAGCAGAAAUAUGCAAUUAUGCAAGGUCGAAUGGAUGGCUCGCAACAAAGGGAGCUAAUCACUUCAUCAGAAAUGGAACUUAAACAUUUAACGAUAGACUACCAUGAUAAUUGCCUGUAUUGGUGGGAUGCUGUCAGUAAAAAAAUUAUCAGAUACAAUAUCAAUGCUGUAAAAAUUGAUACAUCAAGUUUUCCGAAAGUUGAUUCUUGUGUAGGAUUAACUGUGUACCAGGACCACAUAUAUUGGGCCCAGUUAGAGAAGAACAAAAAUAGUACAAUUAAAUUUGCCGACAAGCAUAAUGGAAGUGAUGUGAAAAUACUGAGAGAGAACUUAGGACUACAGAUCACCGACAUUAAGGCAUUUGACAAAAGUCUACAGGGACCUUCUGAACCCAAUACUUGUAGUAGUGGUCUGAAUGGAAGCUGUCAACAGCUGUGUUUCUAUACUGGUGGUGAUAUGCCAUCAUGUGCCUGUUCUUAUAGCAAACUGGGAAAAGAUAGACACACUUGUGAAGAUCAUGAUGCCUUUUUGCUGUAUUCUAAAGUGACAUCUAUAGAGAGUACACACAUGGAUGGAGGUAUCCAGCGACCGUUGUGGAAGAUCGAAAAUGAAAAUCAUAUGAAAAAUGUUAUUGGCAUGACUGUUGAUGUAGUCAACAAAAGAUUAUUCUUCAGCGAUAUUCAGCGUGGAGAUAUUCAACACGUUCAUUUUAAUGGCACAAAAUUUACUGUUGUAGUCGAUUCGGUUGGUUCAGCCGAAGGAUUAGCGUACAUGCAUGACAAUGAUAAACCAUACUUGUAUUACACAAGUUACACAAACUCGUCUAUUUGUCGUGUACUAUUAAAUAGCGACGGAACCAAGGCAGGCCCUGUACAGCCUGUGGUACAACUGGGAGCUAGUGAUCACCCCAGGGCCAUUGUACUGGAUGAGUGCACAAGGAGGAUGUUUUGGACAAAUUGGAAUGACUUGUCACCAAGGAUACAGAGGUCAACAAUGGAUGGUUGGGAUGUGGUAUCAAUAAUAACAGAUGAUAUCCGAACACCAAAUGGUUUGGCCAUAGACCACAAAGCACAGCGCCUGUACUGGUCUGAUGCAAGAUUAGAUAAAAUUGAGAGAUCUGAUUUUGAUGGAAAAAAUCGUGAGGUAAUAAUUACCACACUCCCCCAGCAUUCAUUUGGUCUGACCAUCUAUGGAGAUUUUAUAUAUUGGACUGAUUGGAUGUUAAGAGCUGUUGUCAAAGUGAAUAAAUAUGAUGGAAAUAUUCAUUCUAUGCUUCGAGACAAGCUAGACAGACAGCCUAUGGGACUUGCUGUCUAUGCUAAAGAUGCUGAAGAUUGUUCACAAAAUCCAUGUUAUGAAAAUGCUUUUGGUUGUUCUGAUCUGUGUCAUGUGAAAGAAACUGGACAAGCAUACUGUACCUGCAGUGAUGAUAAAUAUGUUCUGCUGAAUGAUUCAAAGACAUGUGUAUCUAAAGACGCCACAUGUUCAAAGACAGAUUUUGUGUGCCACGACAAACAAAAGUGUAUACCCAUGGUUGAGGUGUGUGACAAUGUUACCAACUGUUUGGAUGGUAGUGAUGAAUUUCCAAAUGUCUGCAGAAAAAUGCCCUGCCCAGGAGGAACAUUCAAAUGUGACAAUCACAAAUGUUUGGGACUCAAGCUCAGAUGCAAUGGUAUUAAUGAAUGUGGUGAUUACUCCGAUGAGUUCAACUGUACAUGUGACACGGAGACGGAGUUCAUGUGCAAUGAUAGAGCUUGUAUUCAGAAGUCAUUUGUCUGCGACAGAGAUAAAGAUUGUGUUGAUCACUCUGAUGAAAUUAAUUGUAAUUUGACAUGUGACAUUGAUUCAUUUGGUGACACAAAGGAAACUGUGAUACCAUGUAAUACAACAUCUCAGUGUAUUUUACAAAGUUGGAUCUGUGAUGGCACGAUUGACUGUUGGGACAGUAAUGAUGAGAAAAACUGUCCUGCAAGUGAAGAUUGUCCAGCUGGUAAAUUCCGUUGUCACAGUGGUAGUUGUAUACCAAAUAGUUGGAUGUGUGACACAGACAACGACUGUGGAGAUAACUCUGAUGAAAAAGAUUGUAAUGUAACCUGUGGGGACUUGUUUGCCUGUACUGAUGGAACAUGCCUCCCUAAAUCUUGGGAGUGUGAUGGACAUCCAGAUUGUCCAGAUAAAAGUGAUGAAACUAAUGGAUGUCUUACACCAAACAGAACAUGUAAAACAGAUGAAUAUAGAUGCCACAAUGGUCGCUGCAUAUCUAAUUCUUGGACAUGUGAUGGGGAUUCUGACUGUCCUGAUGGGGAGGAUGAAAAAGCUAAUUGUUCAUCUGUUUCAUGUGAAGCAAAAGAAUUCCGAUGUAACAACAACAAUUGUAUAAGGGAUAUAUUUUUCUGUGACCAUGACGACGACUGCGGAGAUAAUAGUGAUGAACCUGCAGCUUGUCCGUAUAAUAAGUGUAACACUACUGACGUUUUUGACUGUGGAGACAACACCUGCAUCGACAAGAAACUCCGCUGCAAUGGAUACCCGGAUUGUUCAAAUCAUGAGGAUGAGGAGAAUUGUCCGACAGUAGAACCAAAAACGUGUGAAGAAGGACAGUUCCUUUGCAAGAAUGGUGACUGUAUCCAUGACGACCUUGUUUGUAAUGGGAACAAUGACUGUGGUGAUUCGUCAGAUGAAUCAGAACAGUGUUAUGUCAAUGAAUGUCAGUUUCCACAUCCUGUGUGCAGUCAUACAUGUAAGGACACCAAGAUAGGGUACCAGUGUACAUGUCCACCUGGUUUCAUUCUGAAAGAUCAUCAUAUUUGUGAAGAUAUAGAUGAAUGUAGGAAGGAAUACCCUUGCUCACAUUUCUGUGUGAAUGAGGAAGGGUCAUACCGAUGUUAUUGUGCUGAUGGUUAUGUGUUGGAAUCUGAUAAACGAACAUGCAAAAUUCUAAACAAUGAAAAUAGGCCAUUUUUAAUAGUUGCCAACAGAAACCAGAUUUUGAAUAUGUCAUUUAGUGGCAGUUAUCAGAAAGUAAUUGUUAGUGAUACAGAGAAUGCUGUGGCUGUUGAUUAUGAUUUUAGAAGUAAAACUAUUUACUGGACAGACAUCACCAGUAAAAACAGCUGGAUAAGACGACUGGACUUAAGCAGUGAUGAUAAUAAGAUUGAAACUUUGCAUGAUGCAAGGCAUGUUAAGAAUCCAGAUGGUCUGGCAGUAGACUGGGUAGGACAAAACUUGUUCUGGUGUGACAAGACUGCAGAUACAAUAGAAGUGUCUCGUCUAGAUGGCAGCUACCGUAAAAUCCUGAUAGAAGAUGGACUUCAAGAGCCACGAGGACUGGAGGUGCACCCAUUACGAGGAUAUUUAUUCUACACAGAUUGGGGAGAUCAGCCUCACAUAUCUAGAGCACACAUGGAUGGAACUCAUAUUGAAAGAAUUAUAACACAGAACCUUGCAUGGCCUAAUGGCUUGACGAUUGAUUACGUGACAGAGAAAAUAUUCUGGUCCGAUGCAAGUUUGGACUAUAUAAGUAUGGCUGAUCUUGAUGGCAGUAAUCAGUUUGUUGUGAUCAAUAAAAACUUGCCACAUACCUUUGCUCUGACCACAUUCAUGGACUACAUAUUUUGGACCGAUUGGGAAUCUAAGAGUAUUAACAGAGCUCACAAGUUUUCUGGACAAGAUCGUACAACGAUUGUUAAGACAUCACACAGACCUAUGGAUAUACAAGUUUAUCAUAAAAUGAGACAGACAGAAGCACAUUUCAACCCAUGUCGUGUGAGAAAUGGUGGAUGUUCACAUUUAUGUUUACUUAAACCAUUUAUGGUGUCAUCAUUCAGAACAUCAACAUUUUUCCGAUCCGUAACCAGGGUGUGUGGUUGUCCAGAAAACUACAAGCUGGAUGGAAAUUACAACUGUGUACCAACUUGUAAUGAGCCAUUCCAUUUUGAAUGUAAAGAAAGUUCCAAGUGUAUACCCUCAUGGUGGAAAUGUGACAACUACACAGACUGUUUAGGAGGAGAAGAUGAAUAUAAUUGUACAAAGCCAUACUAUUGUCCACAGAGGGGUUAUUUCCAAUGUAAAGGUGCCACAGAUAAAAGUGGUUGUUUGCCGCCUGUGGACAUUUGUAAUGGCAUAGCAAACUGCAAGGAUGAAUCUGAUGAACAGCAGUGUGAUGAGUAUGAAUGUUUAAAGGGUUAUGUAAAAUGUCAAAAGGAAAACACGUGUAUACCACAGACACAUGUAUGUGAUGGAAACCAACACUGUAAAGAUGGUCAGGAUGAACACAAUUGCACUGCAAAGGAUUGUAAUCAUGACCAAUUCAAAUGUGAUGGCAAUAGAUGUGUUCCAUACAUGUGGAGAUGUGACCAUGACAAGGAUUGUUUAGAUGGUAAAGAUGAGCCGUCAGAGGAAGAGUGUAGGAAUACCAGAUGUCCAGAUGAUUAUUUCAAGUGUACGUCAGGACGCUGCAUCCCUGAUUCUUGGAAGUGUGAUGGGGAUAUAGAUUGUAGUCUUACAGACAAUAGUGACGAAAGAGGAUGUGAGAACAGAUCUUGUAGUGCAAGCCAGUUCAAGUGUGAUGACAACAACUGUAUACCUAAAGGCUGGAAGUGUGAUUAUGACCAAGAUUGUAAAGAUGGUAGUGAUGAAAAGAGCUGUGAAGAUAUAUAUGCUAACUGUACAACAGACCAGUUCCCAUGUACAAACAAGAAGUGCAUUCCUAAAUCUUGGCAAUGUAAUGGAGAGGUCAACUGUGAAGAUGGCAGUGAUGAAAGAGAGUGUGGUAAUAGGACUCAAUGCGGGGACGAUCAGUUCAAUUGUCAAACCAUGUGUAUACCUAAAAUUUGGAAGUGUGAUGGAGAUAUUGACUGUUCCAAUGGCAAUGACGAACAGAAUUGUACACUUUCAGACCAGUGUGAACCUGGACACUUCCAAUGUACAAACAAAGUGUGUAUUCCUGGACUCUGGAGGUGUGAUACAGAAGAUGAUUGCCAUGACAACAGUGAUGAAGAAUCGUCAAUGUGUAGAGAUUACACAUGCCCACCUGGUCGCUUCAGAUGUAAAAAUCAUAAGUGUAUUUUCAGUGACAAAAGAUGUGAUGGGAUAGACCAAUGUGGGGACAGAUCUGACGAGGAAAAAUGUUAUUUUGACAGUGUCUGUACAGGACAGAACUUCCAAUGUAACAGUACCAAGACAUGCAUUCCUGUGGACAAAGUUUGUGAUGGAAGGAUUGAUUGCUUCGAUGAUACCUCAGAUGAAAAUCAAGCUAUCUGCAAAAAAAUGGGACCAUGCAGUGAUGAUUUAAGAAGAAGCAGUAUUUGUCAACAGAAAUGUAUUAAUCUACCUUUCAAGGAUGGCGGUUACAAGUGUGCUUGUAAAGAAGGAUAUACCUUAAUGGAAGAUGGUUUCCACUGCCAAGUACAAGAUUUGUGUAAGAAGUGGGGCACAUGUUCACAGCUCUGUAGUCCCAAACAUAUGAUGGAGAUUUCUGCAGGUGUCCAUUGCUCUUGUGAUGAAGGUUAUGAGAAGACGAUGACAUAUAAUGGCACUAUGUCAUGUAUAGCGAAAGGUCAACAGCCAUUAAUUUUAGUUGCUAGGGAGAGUGUUAUUCUGCAGUCAGACUUGUUUGGAAAGACAGAAGAAAAAACAAUUGGAAAGGAGAGCAGUGAGAAAAUAGCCGGAAUUGAUGCUGACAUGACAGCUAGCCCUUGGUCACUCUUUGUUGUCAGUCAUUCCAACCACUCUAUAAGUAAAAUGACAAUCCCUAGCGCAAAGCCGGAGAAAGGGAAAGUAAAAAGGGCAGCUCAACCUGUACCAGAGGUUUUGCUUCAUGAUCUUGGAGACCCUCAUGGAAUAGCAGUAAACUGGGUUGCCAAGCAUAUUUACUGGACUGAUUCUCAUACACGGAAAAUAGAAAUGGCAAACUUUGAAGGCAAACAGCGUCGAUCUGUUAUUUCUUCUGCAUUGGAUCAGCCAUAUUCUAUUGUUGUACAUCCAGAAAAAGGGAAACUCUUUUGGACUGACAGGGGCUUUCCUCCUAAAAUUGAAAGUUCAAACUUAGAUGGUAGUAGCCGCAAGGUAGUUGUCAAAGAAGAAAUCAUUUGGCCCAAUGGUCUAGCCAUAGACUACCCUAAUGGUAGAUUAUACUGGGCUGACACAAAGAAAAGGACGAUAGAGACAGUAGACCUACAGGGGAAAGACAGACAUGUGGUUAUACAGUUUAACACUACUACUGGGACACUGGCACCAUACAUGGUUGAUGUAUUUGAGGACAAUCUGUUUGUGAGUUUCUAUCAUAACAGUACUGUGAUGAAAAUUAAGAAAUUCCAAACAAAUCCACAAAGCCAGGAAGAUGGACAUUUGUUAUUCAAGACACUACUGCCUAUAGGCGACAUCCUGAUUCUUCAACAAAACAAACAGAAAUUAAUUGACAACCACUGUAAUGUCACAGAUCUUCACUGUCCUUCAGCCAUGUGUAUUAAUAUGCCACAAGAAAGCACAAAAAAAUUCAAAUGUGUGUGUCCAGAUGGUGCUCGUUUCAUUGAUGAGAAAUGUGACUUUUCAACUUGUCAUCCUGGACAUUGUUACAAUGGUGGAAGUUGCAAUAUAUCUAACACUGGACCCAAGUGCAUCUGUCCACCGGGAUAUGAUGGAAGCAGGUGUGAUAACUAUCUAUGCAAUAACUACUGUCAAAAUGGAGGCCAGUGUAUGAUUCAUGCAGGAAAACCAAUAUGUAGAUGUCCAGAAAUGUUCACAGGGAAAACUUGUAAUGAACACAAGAAUCCAUCUCUUUGCAAGGGUUUAUGUGAAAAUGGGGGCACAUGUGUAAUAAUAAAUGGCAGGAGAACAUGCAACUGUCAAAAGGGAUUUACAGGAACAAGAUGUGAACAGUGCACUUCUCUUAUGUGUUACAAUGGUGGAACUUGUCACCAUAGCGACAGUAACUCCCUGCAGCAAACCUGUGUUAAUGGGAACUGUUAUAUAAAAAGUGCAGUUUACUGUGUUUGUCAAAGUGGAUAUGAUCCAGACUCACAAUGCUCUACUGCAUCUUGUAAGAACUAUACUUGUCUAGUAAAUCACAUCUGUAAGCUAGACAAAAAUGGUCUACCAAAAUGUGUUUGUAAAGAGGGUUACAGUGGAAAAAAUUGUGAUCCUCCUAUUGUUGGAUCUGAUUGUGGAACAGGAUGUAAAAAUGGUGGCACUUGUAAACAGAAGGACAACUCACUUGAUUAUGCAUGUUCAUGUCCUCCCCAUUAUAAAGGGACUUACUGCCAGACUGCAGAGAAUAAAUGUGCUGGCUACUGUACACACAAUGGAACAUGUCAACUAGAGAAUGAUAGUCCUAAAUGCAGUUGUAAUGAGUACUUCACAGGAUCAACGUGUGAAACUUGCCUCUGUCAAAAUAAUGGGAUAUGUAAAUCAGAUCAGAGCAAGUUCUACUGCUCUUGCCCAGGCAAUUACAGCGGGAAACUUUGUAAUACAUCUGCGUGUGGUGAUUAUUGUUUCAAUGAUGGUCAAUGUACAAAGUGUACGAAAGAUAGUUCCACAGGAAGAUACAAAUGUUCAGCUUGCAGUUGUACAAACGAAUUUGGAGGGGAGCGAUGUGAAACACAUGCUUCUGCACAGAGUCAAGCACAUACAAGUGAUAUGAAACAGAUGAUAACCAUUGUAGUUCCUGUGGUCAUUGGUGUAAUCUUAAUCUUGGUCAUCUUAUUGCUUGUCAUUUUAUACAGGAGGAGAAGGGACCAGUUCAAGCAUCAAAGAAUGCACAAUUCCAACAUGGAGAUUAACAAUCCAAUUUAUAUAGCCAGACAACCAGGAGAUGGUGAAAUAGAAGGACAGGGGUCAGAAAUUGAACCAUUAGAUAUUGAGGGCGAAGACCAUAAUACAAACUUUGCUAAUCCAAUGUAUGCAAGACUUUAUACUACAGACAGUACACAGGUGCUUUUACCAAAAGAUAGUGACAGUGAAGACACUUUAGAUCAAAAUGGUGAUCUGAACUUUUAUGGGUCAAAGGGCAAUCCAAAGAAGUCAAAUUUUUGAUAACUGUCAUAAUAAUUGUGUGUACAGAUGUAGUUCUUUCAUAUCAUUGCUCAGUUGUUAAAUCUACAAAUUGUGUUACUUCAUUAUUUUUACUUGACUGAGUGUGUAUUAAACAGCUACACAAUUUAACAAUGUCAUAUUUUUGAAAAGGUAAAAUUUGGUAGAUUUUGAUGAUGAAGUCUAAUUGUCAAGCAAUUUAGUAAUACUAUAUACACAGAUAUUCAAUAAAAAAAGCAUGUGCAUGUGUAUAUCCAUACUUGUUAAGAAAACAACUUUAUAAAAUAUCUUACAAUAUGCAUUUAUCUAUCUAUUCUAUGAACAGUUUUGGACAAAAAGGGGAUAAUAAGAUUCAAACUUUUGCCUUAACAUAUUUUUUUCGUAAAGAGUGAAAGCAAACUUUUACCUCUCCGUGCUCAAAAGCCCUUUAAUUAGAUUCUAGCUGUUGCUCAAAUGAAAAAGGCUGAUUCAGUUACCUUUACUUUUGAUUAUUCUAAACACAACUGGACCAAUGUUUAUUUUUGGAAUACAAUGGUUUUUUUUUCUUCUAUGAUGCUAUUGUAAAUAGAUAGAAUUGCUUGAAAAAGAACAUACUUUCUAUUAACACCAUUUUCAGUGCAUGUUUGUUUGUGUGUGAAAUAAAUGACAUUCAAAUAUCAAGAGCUUUAUACAUGAUGAAUUUGAUUGGUUAGUUUGAAUGUUGUACCUAAAAUGAAAUGGUAUGUAUUUGAUGCUAAUUUAGAAUAUUUGUUGAUUGAAAUUAUUAUGGUAUUUGUUUCAAAUACUAAAAAAGCACAUAAACACUUCAACAUGAAUAUUUUUGUGUUUAACAGUUUUCAGUAUUUUUGAAGAAAACAUUGUACAAUUUCGUUUUUUGCUGCUAUAUAUGAUUUUUUUGUCAAUUUAAAUUCCAGUUUUACCCAAUAUUAAGUAAAUAUUUUCAUAUUUUCACCUAAAAAAAAAACGUUUUAAGUGCUUACAUUUUGCAUUUUCUUAUGAGCUGUGUCAGAUAGAAAUCGACCUUAUGCAAAUGAAUAUCAACACAUUUUGUUAACCUAUUUGAGUUGAAAAAAUCUUGAUGCAAAGUCUGUAACUGUUUGAAAAUUGAGUUGAUAUAAGAAUACUACAAAACAGACAAACAUUCAUCUUUUAUCUCGUAUUUGAAUGUUCCAAAAUCAAUCAAAGUUUUAUACAUGUACAUGUAUAUUUGCACUUGCAAAAGGUCGAUUUCUAUCCGCCAAAGCUCGUGUAUUGUUGGGAAGGCAGUUUUAUAUAACAUAUCAUAUUAAUUGAAACGUCCAAGUUUGAUCAGUUAUCCUUUUUAAAAAGGAAAUUGAUUUAUAUACAUUCAUUCAUUAAUACAUAAAAACUUAUAUUAAUAUUCAUAUCUUUGACAUGUAAUGUUUGAAGAUAAGCUGCAUUGUAAACUCAGAGUUUCCAGAGUUUUUAACAAUUCACGAUCCACAGGGUUUUACAUCAGACAUUGUUUUUUUUUUAUGUAUGAGAGUGGUAAGUGUAUAAUUGUGAGUAUAACUGCUGACCAACAAGAUCUGGUGCUUAAUUUUGACCUCUAACCUUCAAAGGCAAGGUCAUUUCAUUGUAAUUAUAGCUAUUUUUGAGGAUUUGUGAAUAAUGAAAUGAAUUGUUAUAAUUGAUGUAUUUCCGUUUAUAUUUUAUUUAUACAUGUUGUGCUUUCAUUUUACAUAAAUAUAAUUUUUCAUUUUGGUACUGUUAUAUGAAUUGUAUUUUUUAUACUUAGUUUUUAGAAAAUUCUAGUGUAUUUAUAUGUUUUAUGUGUAUUUUUUAUACUGAGCUUUGAGAAAAUCUAGUAUAAAAUCAAAAUCAAUUAUUGUACAUACAGAUACGAAUAAUUUCCACCUAUCUUUAUUGAACAUGUUGAAAGGGUUUUUACGUAGCAAGGUUUAUUGCAGUAAUCACUACGCUUUAUAAGUAUUGUAUAUCUGCUUGAUGUCACACUAUCUUAUCUAUUAAAUGCAGAACUAAAGCCUAUCACUGGUACAUCAACUACUCUUUAUAAGUACUGUUUUACUGGUCUGUAUCUCAUAUUAUCUAUUUUAAACGGGACUAAAGCCCACUACAGGUACAUAAACGUUUUAAAAAUAUUUGUUGAUUGAUGAUUACCAAGUUCUCUAAUUCAAAUUGGAACAGAUGGCACAAGUUGAAACAGUCAUAACUUUUUAAGUAAGUUCCAUUAAGCAAUUUAUUGUGUUGAUUCUGGAAUGUUUAACAGCAUCAUUGGUUUUGCUGUUAAAACUUCUCUGAUAAGAUAAGUUUGUCUUUAUGAUUGAAGGUGCAAUCUUCAUCUUUGAUCACAAGUUUAACCAUUUAUGUUGAAUGUUAUACAAUUAUCUUGUCUAUAUGGAUCUGUCUGUUUCUUUUAUGAAUCUUUAAAGGAAUACAUUUUUUUUGGCUUUUGAUGCCUGUUCAAGUGAAGCUUUUAGUAGUUUAUAGGUUGAUCUGGUGAAGUAUAAUCUGUUAUAGAGAGAAAACUCUAAAACGUUUCAUUUGUUAUACUAUAAAUAUUAUUUAUGAUAAGAAAUUUAUGUGUUGUGAUAUAAAGGUUGUGCUUUGUUUUAACAUUCCAGUAAUUUUAGUUGUAUUAUGUGAUAUUGUUGUAUAUCAUUGUACAAAGUUAUGUUGUGGUUAUUGUGUUUAUUAAAAAAAACAUCCCUCCGUAAUCAUAUGUUAUUAAUAAUUCGCUAUAGUUAAUUUUUUUUCUGCAAACACUUUCAUCUUUUCCAAACUGUUUUAAUCAACCCAAGUUUCAAACAUUUGCUAUAUUUAAGUUUUUUUUGGCAAACACUUUCAUCUUAUUUUACAAACUGUUUUAGUCAACCCAAGUUUCAAGCAUUUGCUAUAGUUAUUUUUUUUCUGCAAACACUUUCAUCUUUUACAAACUGUUUUACUAAACCCAAGUUUCAAAUUUGAAUUAUUUUUAAAUACCUAUGUGAGUUUUGGUAUUCAGUUGAAUAUGUUAGGUGUAAGAUGAUUAAGCUUUACCUCCUUAUUUUCUAUUGCUUGUCCACAACAAACUGUGAUGAAUAAUUAUGAAAUGCCAAAUCUUAAAAAUCAAAAGCAUUAUAUUUUAUACAAGUUAUAUGAAAAUUGUUGUUUGUAAUUUUCUUUGUAUAAAAAUGGGUUCAUGAAGCCAAAUAUUUUCAAGUUUAUUUAGUGUUUAGAUUAAAAUAUUAUUUUUUGGGCACUAGAAGAACAGAUUAGUAUAUAAAAUGGCCAAGAAAGCCAUCAUUUUAGUUUAUUCUUAUGAAAAAUAUUAUUCGAAUUUAUAAGGGAAAAUGUCAAAAACUAUUUAGUAUGAGAGAUAAAAUUGUUUUUUGUUUCAUAAACACAUUUUUCAUGCAAGAACAUCUUUAAGUUCUUUAAAGUAUUGUUACCAAAGAAAAUUGAUCUUCCAUAGAGUAGAAGGUGUGAUACGGCCGUAUUUGUCCUGCUGUUCAAAUUAUAAGUACUAUUAUAGUUUACAGUAAAACUAUUUUCACAUUAAAUUUAUAUAAGAAAGAUGUUAUUUUGAUAGAUUAAGGUACACUUGAUUUUACUAACAGGAUAUUUUUACAGAGAUGAUAUACCUUUUCCAAAUUAUUUUUGAUAUAAUUCAAGUAUCUUUAGUUUUGUUACUCUCAUAUCAUUCAAAAAUUGAAAGUUUGUAUAAAGACUUAUUUCGAAGAAAUAUAAAAAAAAAAAACAUAUGAAAUGGCUGUUACAUUGUCAUUGUCAUUUUAAAACAAAAGUAAUCAUAAAUUAUCUAGGAUUAUUAAAAGAUUUCAGAUUAGGCAAAAAUAGCAAUAUCAUAUCUUCUUCUGUGUAUAAAUAUUUAUGAAUCAGGAAUUUUCAUACAAUUUGAACAUAUGUCUGUAGUUAGAAUAUAAUAGAAAGCUAAACUAUCAUUGUUGACAGUUUUAAAUGAUUAAAGUUCAUUAAUUAGCUUUUGAUAUUUAUAUGUUUUAAACUUCUCCUUAGGCACAACUUGCAAGUAUUAAACAGUUUGUAGUAAAUUAGAAAAACCUUUAAUUUUCCUCCCUGUUUGAAGACAGGUUUGACAUAAUAAGCACAUUUACUACAAAAUAUUGAAUAGAUAGUAUAAGUGUUCUAGUAACAUAUGUUUUUCCAGUUAAUUUUUCAGGUAAUUGUAUACCUAAAAAUUGACAAAUUCAGAUAAUUGAUGCUGCAAAUAUAAACUGUAACGGUCAAUGCAAUAAUAAAUGGAUCUGCCAAAAAUUGCUGGAAAAUACCAAUUUGUUUAUUCCUUUUUAUUAAGACUUAAGUAAAGACCAAACCAUAUUUAUUUUGUCAUGUUUUUUUUUUACACACACACAUUGAGGUAAUAUAUUACAUAAGUGUUAACCUAGUUUACCUUUCAAGUCCAUUGUAAUUUUUUUCAGUUCCACUUCAAGUUUAAAAAAACUUAAGUGAUGCAUCAUUUCUGUAAUUUUUAUAGAGUUUUACACACAUUAAAGUAGAACAUACAAGUUUUAUUCUAAUAUAAAGGUACAACUAAACUUAUUCAAGAAUAAAAAAGAAUUGUUCAGGUGGUCAUUUUUUUAAAAAUUUUAGCAAGUGCUAUUUAUUGAUUGGUCAGUUAUUGAAGACAACAUAUUUGAGUUGAUGCAGUUUGCUUCAAGUGAUCUUACAACUAAAGUUGAUGUUAAGUAUACUGAAUUGUUCAUGACUUACAAUCAACUUUAGUCAUACAUUUUUUGUGAAACUGAUCAAUGUUUCCUAGGCCUUAGCAAAAGCAAGCUAAUCUACUUUGAUCAAGUGGAGAAUAAAAGUUGAAUUAUAUUUUUGAUUUCAAAUAUUUGGUUUUAUACUUUAAUACAUGAUGAAGGAUAAUUCAGGAGAAUAUUAGAUGUGCAUUUUAAGCAGUGUCGUACAUUUAUAUUGUGGCAUUUGAGUAAAUUCAAGUUUGACUCUUUCUAUUGAGCUCUAAAGUACCCGAUUACACGAAUGUAUGACAAGUGGAACAAAAUUAAAAAAAAUAUCAAGAAAAAUAUCCAAGUAAUGUUUGGUUAUUUUGGUUCAAUUUUAUAGUACAGCCUAGUUGGACAAAACUCAUAAAUAUAUGUUACAAAUGGUAGUGAUAUGUCUUAUCAAGGAACUUGAGAUUCCUGAUAGGGUAGGAGUUCUUCCAAAUUUAUAAAAUAUCAGCACAUCAUUUUCCAUUCCGUCUCACAACAUAUUGUAUAUUUAUCAUAGCUACUAAGAGACAAAAAUAAAGUGAUUAUAUAUAGUAA